AUGGCAUCCCUCUUCGCCAGCAACCGGAUACUCCCCAGCCUGAAGCGCCGUGGUCGCACUCCAAGCAAACCUGACGCAGCGUCGCCCUCCAAGGCGAAACCCCUGCACAUCCUACCCAACGUCACGGAAGAGGACGAGAGCUCGAGUCGCAUCUCUUGCUCAUCAACCAACUCCCUCCCUCUCAACACGAAACAGCACGCCUCACGACAUGCGAGCACUAGUGCCACCCUGGGCGCCCGUCCUGUGCACGAAGCACGGAGAACGGUCGUCUUGACCGGUGUCGAAGGUCUGACUUUCGACGACUUCUUCCCUCCAUCAAGCGCUCCCCGCGCCCGCACCCCUUCCCCGCCACCGCGCCCAGAGACUCCCCCGCGCUCCGCUGCUCCAUCUACAGCCUCGUCCGAGACCUCCCUCGAUGAUAUCAACCUUCGCUUCUCUGGUCUCGGCAUCUCUCUCGACUUCCCCUCGCCCCCAUCUACCACUUCUACGUUUGCCUCGCUUUCAAGAAGACGCGAGGUGUCCCCAAGCCCUUCAGUCGCUAGCACCGAUACCUGCACCACCACCAGCCCGAAGACUCCCUGCUCAACACCACCGACCUCGGACGACGACGAGUCGCCCAUGCGCUCUCACCUCAAACGCGCGCCGACCUUCAGGUCUCAGCGCGCCUCCGUCCUGUUCAUGCAGUCCAUGCCUGACCUCAUCGAGGCGCCUCGCAAGGCGUCGAUUACAUCCCUUGCCUCGAACGUCUCCGAGGAGGUCGACUGGAUCGCGCAGGACAUCGGCGACGUCUUCACGCUCUCCACCCCGCUCCCGCCCGCCUUCCCUUCCGAAGACUCGGACCAUGCGCCCGACGCUCGCGCGCGCCCGGACUCGAUGCCGCCCCCGCCCCGUGCACGCGGCCGCUCCUCAAUCUUCAGCAAGCCCCCUCCCCCGCUCCCCCGCAUCUCGAUCGUCGACAGCAGCAUGAGCCUGCACGGCCCGUCCGCGCAGCUCGACCCGACAUUCCCGCUCCGCCGCCGCUCGUACCUCGUCCCCACGCGCCCGCCGCCCCCUCCGCCAACGGCGCCCAAGCUGUCCGAGAUGGAGCAGGCGACAGAGGAUCUGCUCGCGGAGCUGGCAAAUGCUGCGCUUGGCGCGGGCUUCCUCGGCGUGGAGCACGAGUGCCCGUCCCCGCUCUCGCUUUCGGUCCCCCCGUCUCCAAGCAGCCACUUCAUAGUCACCACUCCCCUGCCCAUGACGCCAACGUUUGGAACGCGCCCGCCACCGCGCUCGUCAAUCCCGGACGACGUCUUCUUCGGCCUCGCUGAGGUCGAGAGUCCCGUCGAAGUCGAGCACGCCGAGCUCACGGUCCCGCAGUGGCCGACCACGCCCAUGAGCGCGAGCGUGUACUCGCAGACGUCCGCGCCGGCUUCGCCCCUGUCCUCGUUCGACUUCGACCUGGAGGUCGACAUCGACGUCAGUGCCGUCGUCAGUCGCGAGGAGGACGCGCCCGUCCGCCGCGCCCCGUCGUCCGGCAGCGGGAGCUCGGAGCGCGCUCUGCGCUCGCGUUGGUCGACCUCCACCCUUGGCUCGCUCGCGGAGGCCUCGUCCCACUCGUGGCUGCCGCGCUUCACGCUCUCCCCCUCGAAGCGUGGCAAGGGCAAGACCGGCUCGCCCUCGCACUCCCCGUCGCCGUCGCACGCACACAAGUCCUCAACCUCGUCGACCGCAUCCGCGACCUCGCCUCUGCAGCGCAAGAACGCGGUCAAGGGCAGCGCCCUCAAGCGUUCGAUGGAGUCCGACCGCGGCGUCACGGUCGGCCGCCGCGACAGCCGCUCCUCGCGCAUGAGCGACACCGCGAGCGAGAGCGGGGAGAGCACGGCGUCGACGGGCAGCUCCGGGCUCGUGCGCAAGCCGAUCCCGAUGGCGCUCCUCGCGAUGUCCGCCCCCCAGAACUCGAUGACUAUGUGA
This is a messenger RNA of Epithele typhae, 1950 nucleotides long. RefSeq lists its product as uncharacterized. Bases 1 to 1950 code for a protein of 649 amino acids. The transcript has 2 exons. The record is from RefSeq and is a predicted model, not a curated record. Lineage: Eukaryota; Fungi; Basidiomycota; Agaricomycetes; Polyporales; Epitheliaceae.